AUGUUUCGCUCACCAAAUAAAAGCCAGUCGAAUCCGAAUCUGCACGCAGAAGAAGACUCUAGUACCGUUGCUAAUGUCACGCAAAGAAAAAGGAAACAACCUGACUGCGAGCUGACGCUGGCUAUUGCUGAUCUAUCUGCCGAGCUAAAAAAAACCAUUAGCGACUUGCGCACCGAUAUAAAUAAUAAGUUUUCAAAAAUUAGCGAGACUAUUGGUAACUUAAGAGACGAGUUUAAUAUCCUAUCAACAUCCUAUUCACAAAUACAGAGUGAAUUGAAAGAAUUGCGAACAGACUAUUCUACAGCAAAAUUAGAAAUAUCAAGUCUGAGUGCUAAGCAUGAUGAUCUGUCUCGUGUCGUGUCAGAGCUCAAGUCAACUGUAAAUUUUAACUCUGCUAACUGCGUCGACAAUGCGAAGUGCAUCGCGGAUCUAAAUAUGAGCAUCAAGAACUCAGCGGCGUCGUCGGUGUCUCUGCUUGAAAGUAAAAUAGACGUGCUGGAGCAGCAGGCGAGGCAGUGUAACGUUGAGCUGGGGAACAUUCCUGAAAAGCGGGCAUCACCAUCGUCGUGCCAGCUGCUGUUCCUGAUGGAGCCGCCGCCGCGGCUGUCGUUCUCCAACAGCACGGGCGCGCGCGUGUCCUGCGCGGCGCACGGCUCGCCCGCGCCCGUCAUAUCCUGGCUCACUGAAGACGGAGCGCCGGUGUCUGAUGUGCCUGGACUGAGGAGCGCGUUACCGAACGGCACGCUGUGGCUGGGCGCGUUCUCCGCGGCGCAGUACCGCAGCGACGUGCACGCGGCGGUGUACCGCUGCCGCGCCGCCAGCGCCGCCGGCACCAUACUGUCGCGAGACAUGCGCCUUGAGGCGGUAAUGGACAUCCCGUGGGACGUGCGGGUGCAGUCUUCUCACGGCGUGGCGGGAGGGGCGGCACUCCUCACCUGCACCGUGCCGUCCAUCGUGAGGAAUCACGUUAGCGUCUCCCGCUGGUUCAAGGACGGCGUGGUGCUGGAGCCACUAGCUGCUGAGGCUGGUGGUCAGUACAUCGUGGGAGGCAGUCGCAGCGACAUCCUGGUGGUGCGGGACGCGCGGCCUGAUGACGUCAGCUCGUACUCCUGUGAGGCGCAGCACGCACUCACUGGAGACAAGCGGCGGAGUCCCUCGGCUAUGGUCACCGUGUCACAUGCCUCAUCAAGUAUGGCACCGCGAAUGCUCUCGGUUUCUGAAGACGAAAUGGUUCCCCAAGGUGGUGACAUCCGACUAGUGUGCUGUGCAAUCGGAAGUCCUCCUCCAACUUAUAGCUGGUUCCGCCACUCAAACGGUCGUCUAAGCCCCGUUUCCAAUAGCAUCAGGAUAUCGGUGUCAGACCAGGUACUGAUCAUCCGUCGAGCCCAGCUGUCUGACGGCGGCGUGUGGACGUGCAGGGCUCACAAUCAGUUCGGGGAACAGCGGCGGGAUGCCAGGCUGAGGGUUCGGUCGAGGCUGGUUGUUAGUGUGCAUCCUCAGCUGCAGGUAGCAAACUCAGGGAGCUCAGUAACGUUCAACUGCUCAGUGGAAGGUGGUGAUGCUCGUGUGAGGUGGUUGCAUGACGGAGUGCCGGUGGGGGGAGGGGAGCGAGUCCUCAGAGUGCACGGCGUGGUGAGGGCACAUCGCGGCAUGUACCAGUGCUUCGCUGAGAGGGACCUGGACAGCGCUCAGGCUGCUGCUGAACUGAGACUCGGAGACACGGCACCGGAACUGCACUACACGUUCAUCGAGCAGGCGCUACACCCGGGGCCGUCGCUGGCGCUGCACUGCGCUGCGUCGGGCAGCCCGCCGCCCAGGUUCACCUGGCUGCUGGACGGACAGGCUGUUGAGGAGCAUAACACGCCGCAAAGGAGUAUAUCCCAGUUCAUGAACUCAAACGGCGACGUGGUGAGCUACAUGAAUCUGACGUCAGUGCGGCCUGAGGACGGAGGCCGCUACACCUGCAGGGCACACAACUCCAGGGGCGCUGUCGAACAUUCUACCAGGCUUAACGUUUAUGGACCUCCAUCGAUACGGAGCAUCGGGCCCAUCCGCGUGGUGGCGGGCGUGAACACCACCAUCUACUGCCCAUUCUCCGGAUUUCCAAUCAGUGAGAUUCGCUGGCAGCGCGGAGGCAUGGACGUGAGCUCGACCGGCGGGCGCGCGCUAUCAGGAGUUGGUGGUGAGCUGCUGCUGUGGCCUGCUGAGCCCGCUGAUGCAGGGGUCUACUCCUGCAGGGUCACUGCGCCUUCAGGGCAGUACGCCCAGAAGGAUGUCCAGAUAUUUGUCAGAAAUCCACCAAAAAUAGCGGGGUUUUCGUUUCCACUUGACUUGGUUGAAGGCAGUUCGAUACAAGUAUUAUGUGGAAUAACGUCAGGUGACAAACCAGUCUACUUCUCUUGGCUAAAAGAUGGCCAACAUAUCCCUACUGGUUUACAGGUUCAGGAAAAAUCCCUCGAUGAGUUCAGUUUCUUGAUAUUUUCUCAUGUAACGUCAAAGCAUAGUGGAGACUACACCUGUGUUGCGAGUAAUUCUGCUGCAGAAGUCAAUCAUACAGCCAGAUUGGCGGUGAAAGUGGCCCCAUCAUGGGUAUAUGAGCCUCAAGACGUAUCAGCUCUCUUAGGAACUCAAAUCUUGGUACACUGUGCUACGAAAGGAUACCCUGAACCAAGAGUUUCCUGGCUUAAAGGCCAUGGUUCGGGAGUUAGUGAUUUUAGACCAGUAUCAAACUUGGACCUUCAGUUCUCCAUGCUUCCCAAUGGGUCUCUCAGCAUAGCUCCGGCUGCUCAUCAUCAUGAGGGUCAAUACAUGUGUCGAUCAGAGAACGGGAUAGGAAGAGGGUUGUCCAAGAUUAUUGCAGUUUCUGUCAAUGAACCAGCACACUUCGAGUUCUCGUCGCGCAACAUGACGGUGAAACGGACUGCGCAGGCGACACUUCAGUGCGAUGCUCGUGGCGACCCUCCCAUACAGCUACAGUGGACACAUAACAUGAAAAGAGUGGACCUGACCACAUACAGGGUAUCAGUAUCAGAAAAGCGGUCAGAAAGUGGAGUGAGCUCGCAGUUGAGCAUAGCACACGCUGAGCGUCAUGACUCGGGAGUAUAUCGGUGUCGUGCUGAAAACGCGUACGGCAGAGACGAGCUUCUUAUUUAUCUGGCCGUUCAAGAGUACCCUGAGGCUCCCCUAGGACUGCAUGUAUCCAGGCGUUCAGGUCGCGGCGCGUCGCUAUCCUGGCGGCGCGGAUACGACGGCAACGCGCGAGUACUAUUGUAUCGCCUGCAGUAUCGAGUUGUAGGGGACGCGAGGCGACCUGAUGCGGGGGACUGGGCAGAUGCACCUACGAGGGAUGUGCCUGUUGACAGGGUGCUUGAGAGACAUGACCUAGAUUCUACAACAGAGGUUCAUCUGGAGUAUCGAGUGGAAGGCUUGAGGCCAGCCACUGCAUAUGCCUUGAGACUGGCUGCGGUCAAUGCUAUUGGUGACAGUGAUUACUCUGAUCCUGUCAUUGUACAGACUUUAGAAGAAGCUCCAUCCGAACCACCCCAUAACGUACAAGUGCAAGCGACUGCCCCAGGAGAAUUGCUCGUCAAAUGGCAGGCACCUCCCCAAGAAUCCUGGAACGGCGAGCUCCUAGGCUACGUGGUGACCUGGCACGAGGCGUCCAUGGUGGCAGACAACAAGACGUCAGCGCUGACGGCGGCAGGGUGGGGCGCGUCGCACGCCGUGCUGGUCGCGCUGCGCACGCACGUGCAGUAUGAGGUGCGCGUGCGCGCGUUCAAUGCUGUGGGCGCCGGACCACCGAGCUCGCCGCUCACUGCCACUACGUUAGAAGGAGCUCCGGAGGCUCCACCAGAGCGUGUUCGUUGCGAGGCACUAUCAGCACAGUCCAUACGCGUGUGGUGGGAGCCACCACCGCCAGCACUGAGGGGAGGAGUACUGCUGGGCUAUGAAGUGCUUUAUGAGACCGUAGAUGAACUAGAAAGCCAGGUGGAGACCCGUCGCUCGGGAGGCAUGGAGACAGUAUUGCAGGCGUUACAGAGAGCCGCCAACUAUAGUAUAGCCGUACGCGCCAGAACUGCUGCCGGGACGGGACCUACUUCUGAACCAGUUUACUGCAUCACACACGAAGAUAUCCCAGGACCUCCAAUGGACAUCAAAGCAGCUGCGAACUCUGAAGACACAGUGAUUGUGAGUUGGUUAGCUCCACUGCAGAAAAACGGCAAGAUCAAACACUACACCGUCUACAAUAGACCGCAGAGGACAGGCCAACACUCCCAGAUGACCGUACUCCACAAAGAUGAAGAUGAGGAGUACCAGGUGGAGGUCCGAGGGUUGCAGGAGCACCAGGUGUACGAGUUCUGGGUGACGGCUGCCACCGCUUCAGGAGAAGGAGAAAUGAGUGCUAUUGUGGCGAGGAAGCCUAAUGCCAGAGCGCCCGCAAAGAUAACAUCAUUCGGUCGUCGUGUAGAAGUAAAAGCCGGGUCUCGCGCGCGCUUACGCUGCGGUGCCGCAGGAGCACCCGCGCCGCACCGCGCCUGGGCGCGACGCCGCCCCGCGCCACCACUCGCGCAUGACGACAACUAUCUCAUUGAUGGAUCAUACCUCGUCAUAUUGGCGGUGGACGCUCGUUCGGAGGACAACUACACGUGCACGGUACGCAACCCGUGGGGCGAGGAGCGCGCGGCGUGGCAAUUGCGCGUGCUGGCGCCGCCCGCGCGCCCGCGCCUGCGCCUCGCUGCUGCGGCGCCUGCCAGACUCACGCUGGCAUGGGACAAGCCGCAUACUGGAGGAUCUAGCUUACACGGCUAUCUAAUAGAAUACUCCCGGUCGGACGAAACAAAGUGGCACUCGACACGGUUACCAGCCGAUUCCCGAACGCACACCUUGGAACGAUUAGCAUGUGGAACCUUAUACAAGAUAAGACUGACUGCAUAUAACGCGGUGGGAUCCUCUCCAGCAAGCGAAGAGCUGAUAGUUUCCACCAAAGGAGGACCAUCAAAGGCUUCAACAGAAAAGGAUCUGAUCACAACCAAUAGUUCCUGCGUCCGUCUUAAUCUACUAACCUGGGACAGCAAUGGCUGUCCUCUCACCCAAUUCGCGGUUUCCGUGAGGAGUUUUGAAGAGUCCUCGUGGGUCACUCAGACGGUAUCUCCGGCUGCACAACCUACAGUCAUGUGUGGACCGUAUACCAGCACCAGCUCAUUUUCCACCAGGCGGUGA
This is a messenger RNA of Helicoverpa zea (corn earworm), 5220 nucleotides long. RefSeq names its product Down syndrome cell adhesion molecule-like protein Dscam2. The record is from RefSeq and is a predicted model, not a curated record. Bases 1 to 5220 code for a protein of 1739 amino acids. Gene Ontology annotation, molecular function: protein binding. The transcript has 31 exons. NCBI's taxonomy places the organism in Eukaryota, Metazoa, Arthropoda, Insecta, Lepidoptera, Noctuidae.